CUGAAGCAGGUGCUGGGUUACAUAGUCGUUCCGAAUCUGCUGGAUUCUAUGGAGCAGUGAGAGCCAGUCUGUUUCCCAAUUUGCAACACCUUGAUUCUCCUACGCUCAGUAAAUUGCUACGGUCAAGCUUUCCUCUAUGAAGAUGGUCCACCAUUCGGGUUCUAUUCAGUCGUUUAAGCAACAGAAAGGUAUGAACACAAGCAAGAGUGAGACUGUGAAAGAGCCCCCCUUGAAACCUUCCAGAAGAUCCUUGCCAUGUCUUGCACAGAGCCAGACCCAUCCACACAGCCUCAGCAAGCAUUCCUCCUUCCUUCAGCCAAACCGAGUGCAGCCACAACCUCAGCCAGUGAGUGCAGGGGCGUCCACCACCACAGUCAAUGUUGUCUCAGAACGGGCUAAAGUGAUGGAGACUCUGGAAAACAACUUACUCAAGCUGUCUAAUACAGAAUACAGUGACCCAUUUUUAGACAUAGGAAGAGAGAAAGAUAUAUAUACAGAUGAUUCAGAACAUGGGAAUUAUGAUUCUCGUACAGAUCAGUCUCUGCUUAUUAAAAGUACGCCCACAAGACAGAAGACGGAACCACGGACAAAGUCAUCAUUAAAGAAUGAUAUGAGUGCCCUGGCAACUUCAGGUCUCUUCUUCAAGGAUGGAAAAAAGCGUAUAGACUACAUUUUAGUUUAUAAAAAGUCUAGCCCACAAAUAGAGAAAAGAAGCACUUUUGAAAAGAAUCUGCGGGCAGAAGGAUUAAUGUUAGAAAGAGAGCCAGCCAUUACAAAUAGUGAUAUUAUGUUUGUUAAAAUUCACUGUCCUUGGGACACGCUAUGCAAAUAUGCUGAAAGAAUGAACAUCAGGAUGCCUUUCAGGAAAAAAUGUUACUACACUGACUGGAGGAGCAAAACGAUGGGCAGUUUGCAGAGGAAUAUGAGACAGCUGAAAAGCUGGUUACCCAGGAAUCCUAUGAAACUUGAUAAAGAAGCACUUCCUGACCUAGAAGAAACAGAUUGCUACACAGCACCCUUCAGUCGAGCACGCAUACAUCAAUGUAAAGGAAAAAAAGAUAUACAGACUGUAAAUUGCUGCAUUAACAGGUUACUCAACAAUGGAACUUAUGAAGCUGCAUUUCCACCUCAUGAGGGAAGUCACAAGAGCAGGCAUCCCAUCAAAACUCAUGGAGCUCAGAAUCAUCGGCAUCUGUUGUAUGAACGCUGGGCACGAUGGGGGAUGUGGUACAAAUAUCAGCCUCUGGAUUUAAUUAGGAGAUAUUUUGGAGAAAAAAUUGGUCUUUAUUUUGCCUGGCUAGGAUGGUAUACAGGCAUGCUUAUUCCUGCUGCACUUGUGGGGUUGUUUGUUUUCCUUUAUGGAUUAUUUACCAUGGAUUCUAGCCAAGUAAGCAAAGAGAUCUGUGAGGCAAAUGACACCAUCAUGUGCCCAAUGUGUGAGAAGAAUUGCACUCUGCAAAAACUCAACGAAAGCUGCAUCUAUGCAAAGGUCACACACUUAUUUGACAAUGGAGGGACCGUCUUCUUUGCCAUUUUCAUGGCCAUCUGGGCUACAGUGUUUUUAGAGUUUUGGAAAAGACGAAGAGCAGUGCUAACAUAUGACUGGGAUCUAAUAGACUGGGAAGAUGAAGAGGAAGAGCUUCGCCCCCAGUUUGAAGCAAAAUAUUCCCAAGUGGAGCGGGUAAAUCCAAUAACAGGAAAGCCUGAACCAUUUCAGCCCUUCCCUGAUAAACUGAGCCGACUGAUGGUGUCUGUAUCAGGAAUAUUCUUCAUGAUUUCAUUAGUCCUUACUGCAGUCUUUGCAGUUGUAGUUUAUCGCCUGGUGGCUAUGGAACAGUUUGCCUCUUUCCAGUGGUAUUUCAUUAAAAAGUACUGGCAGUUUGCAACAUCAGGCACUGGAGUCUGCAUCAACUUUAUGAUCAUCAUGUCACUCAACGUUGUGUAUGAAAAAGUUGCUUAUCUCUUAACAGAUUUAGAACAUCCUAGAACAGACUCAGAGUGGGAAAACAGUUUUGCCUUGAAAAUGUUUCUUUUCCAGUUUGUCAACUUGAACAGUUCUAUUUUCUACAUUGCCUUUUUCCUCGGAAGAUUUGCUGGACGUCCUGGAAAGUACAACAAACUUUUCAACAGGUGGAGAUUAGAAGAGUGUCAUCCUAGUGGCUGCUUGAUAGACCUUUGCCUGCAGAUGGGUGUCAUCAUGGUCUUGAAACAAAUGUGGAACAACUUUAUGGAACUUGGCUAUCCGUUACUACAGAAUUGGUGGUCACGACGGAAGAUCAAGAAAGGAGGACAGUUACUGGAGCAUAAAAUGUCUCUACCUCAGUGGGAAAAAGAUUGGAAUCUACAGCCUAUGAAUCUCCAUGGUCUCAUGGAUGAGUACUUAGAAAUGGUUUUACAGUUUGGCUUUACUACAAUCUUUGUCGCUGCUUUUCCACUAGCACCUCUGCUGGCAUUACUGAACAAUAUCAUAGAAAUCAGGCUUGAUGCUUAUAAAUUUGUUACACAGUGGAGGCGGCCAAUGCCAGCAAGAGCAACAGAUAUAGGUAUCUGGUAUGGAAUUCUUGAAGGCAUAGGAGUCCUAGCUGUCAUCACCAAUGCUUUUGUUAUCGCCAUUACAUCUGACUAUAUCCCACGUUUUGUUUAUGCAUACAAAUAUGGCCCUUGUGUCGAUCAAGGAUACAGACAGGAGAAAUGUUUGAAAGGUUAUGUCAACAGUAGCUUAUCGAUAUUUGACCUGAGUGAGCUUGGCAUGGGAUAUUCAGGAUACUGCAGGUACAGAGAUUACAGAGCACCACCAUGGAGUUCAACUCCUUAUGAGUUCACAUUGCAAUUCUGGCAUGUUCUAGCUGCUCGAUUGGCUUUCAUCAUAGUAUUUGAGCACCUUGUUUUUGGAAUAAAAUCUUUCAUUGCCUACCUUAUCCCGGACAUGCCCAAAGACUUGUGUGACAGAAUGAGAAGGGAGAAAUACUUAGUUCAGGAAAUGAUGUAUGAGGCAGAACUGGAGCAUUUGCAACGAGAACGGAAAAAGAACGGGAAACAGUAUCACCAUGAAUGGCCUUAGUUGGAUAUGAAACUCUGACAUCAGAACUCAAAACUUCUGGUGCAAACAGAAGAUGGAAUUAAGACAAGAGGCAAAGGAAUCAUGUGUGUAUAUGCUGCUGCUGGGAAAGAUGAUUACCCAGUCUUGCCAUCAACUGGAAAAGCCGUGCAGCCAACAAGCAAGAUAAGCAGAUAUAUUCCACCAAUGGUCUUUGCUAAAGAGGAAUGAAAGCUGGCUCAACGGAAAUCUCUCCAUUAUCUAAAUUUACUGGGCGACAUUCUAGCAACUAAUUGGGAAACUCAUUCGUGGCAUAACUGAAAACAAAAGCCCAUCAUUUGUGAAACUUCCAUAAUAAGGGCAUGACUUUUAAAAUUAAAUAUAUAUACACACAUAUAUAUAUGAUCUGCUUCUUCACAACUUCUACAGCUUUGGAUUGCUCAAAAAAAUUGUACUGCCUCUAAAAAAAAUGUCAAGCAAAAUUAAUUGUUGCCCUUUGUGGCCAUAACUUGAUGCUAUUGCAGUCCUUGAGGCUUCCAGUUUUGUCAGGUUUGUCCGAGUCUCUUGCUGAGAUUGUGGAUGUGGCUCUGCCCUUUAAAAGGGAUAUUGGCCUGUUCGGUAUUUACUAUGCAGUUUGAUGUUUGCACAUCACUUUUUUGUCUGUUUGUCUUUAUAAUCCAAUUAAGGAAAUAUAUUGUUUCUCUCAAACUGAAGCAAAACUAUUUUGUAGAAAGACCGUAUAAGCCAGGAUCCAGAGAGCUCUAUGAUACAACGAACCCAAGCUUCUGCAUGUGGGACUAUGAUUUUUUAGAGACUGGAAAAAUUAAUUAAUUUAUUUUUUUGGAUUAUUACAGUACUCAGAUUCAUCCAGCCAGCUGGGGGAUUCUGGGAGUUCUAGUCCAAAAAAAAAA
Pogona vitticeps (central bearded dragon) is the source of this 3948-nucleotide messenger RNA. Lineage: Eukaryota; Metazoa; Chordata; Lepidosauria; Squamata; Agamidae. The record is from RefSeq and is a predicted model, not a curated record.